This is a messenger RNA of Entamoeba invadens IP1, 348 nucleotides long. RefSeq lists its product as hypothetical. The coding region runs from base 1 to 348 and encodes 115 amino acids. The record is from RefSeq and is a predicted model, not a curated record. NCBI's taxonomy places the organism in Eukaryota, Evosea, Mastigamoebida, Endamoebidae. The transcript has 2 exons.
AUGAAAACACAGAAGGAAUGUGUUAAAAGUGAUGAUAUAACAGUUUUGAAUGAUGUGAAUUAUAAAUGCAAAGAUGGUCAAUAUUUAGAUCGUAAUAAUAUGUGUCAAGAAUAUGACAUGACUUCAAGCAUAUGUUUCCAAGGAAAAGACAAUCGUUGUAUAUCAAAAGAAGAGGUAAAUUGUGUCAAAUCGAAUUCGUUUGGAUGUGUGCAGUGUAAAGAACGAGAAAAUGAAGAACACAAGAAAAUAGGAGAAAGAUCUUUUGGAGUUGUCUACAAAAGCACUUUCAGUGGAAAAAUCGUUGCUAUUAAAGGGUUUCUUGAGGAUAAGGUGUAUCCUCAGGAUUAA